UUGCCAAUGUAAACUUUUUCUCCGCAGAGGCCAACGUGAUUUGGUAUCAACAAAUCUCUAAGCUGCGUCAAAGCUCUACUGGUGUGAUGUAGGUCAGUUGUGCAGUCGAGUCUACGCUGGCAUAAUUAUUAAGUGGUUAGUUUUCCGACUGGUUGGACAUAGACGUACAGAAGGAAAAUGGCAAACAAACUGACUUCAAAUGGCUGGUUUGGAUUUAUGCUCUACACCGCGACCAUGGCACUGACUGGUUGGAAUUCCAGCCGCGCCCAAGAAUCCAUCAAGCUUCUCCAGCGGCCUGUCAGGAAUUCUGAGCCGCUGGUUGUGCCGGCCCAUGCUUCAAAGAUGUACCUCAGCCCGGAUGAGCUAAGACGGCUCCAUUUUAAGACCCCCACGGACUCUAUCCAGUUGUCGGAAGGACAAGAGGCAAAGUUCAGCUGCUCUAUUGAUAUUCCUGAUACCCAGCUGGAACCCACUAUUUUGUGGAUGAAGAACGGCCAGGACCUGGCUACUAAUAUGCAGGUACUAAUCAAUGAACUGCAGACCAUCACAGACAUGGCAACAAGGCUCCUUUCCACUGUCAGCAUUACCCAGGUGCAGAGGGCAGAUGCUGGUGAGUACCGCUGUAGGCUCAGCAUCGGCAACAUGAUGGUGGAGUCUCACCCUAUCACCAUCAGGGUUGAAGGCCUCCCAACUUUUAUUCAGCAACCUGAGGAUAGAAACAUUACAAAGGACACUCCUUUUACUCUAUCAUGUGAGGCGGUAGGACCUCCAGACCCCAUCAAGAUUCGCUGGCUGCGUGAUGGCGUACCUGUUGGUGACUACCAUAGAUCGCCCAGCACUUACAAUGUGGAAGGUGUCGACAAGUACACUCAGUUCAACUGUGAAGCUUAUAACUCGAAAGGGGUCAGUACAUCAAGGGAGGCAAACAUCAACAUUAAAGUGCUUCCCAGGACUAUGUCUAAUUUGAGUGUGAUUGCAAGGGAGUCCAAUAAAUUGAUGUUAAGUUGGGUGCCCGGACAUGAUGGCUUCUCUCCAUUGACCAAGUGCCACAUCAGGUUGAAAGAGGUGAGUCGCAGGAUAGGGGAGGUGACGAUAACCAGGAUCAUCAACGUCACGGUGCCGCCAUUUCAAUGUGAAGUCCCUGGGCUGCAAGCCAUGACGUCUUACAACAUGAGCGUUUCCUGCAGCAAUGAGGUGGGGGCUUCUCCAGUCUCCUCUUGGAUCCAGAGCAACACAACAGAGGGAGUGCCAUCAGUGUAUCCUCGAAACGUCACCGUGCAGCUGAAUGAAACAUGGCUGGUGAUCAGGUGGAAGCCUCCGCCGGAUGAUAAAAUAAACGGUAUACUGCAAGGCUAUGACAUAAUUGUCCGCCAUGGCACGCAGGUUAACAAGAUUCACAGUUACACCAACACGGCCUUUGUAGCGGUGCACGAUUUCAACAUCACGUACAGUGUGGAGGUGGCUGCAUGCACACGUGCUGGAAGCGGGAUGGUCAGCCCACGAGUCUGGUUGUUUGUGCCAGAAGACAAAUCCGGCCCAUCACCGUCCUCAAGCCCCGACACCAAGAUUCCAGAUUCUGUCAGUGUUGUUCUUGGUGUGGUGUGUGGAAUCUGUCUUUUGAUGCUUGUCCUCUGGGUGGCUAUCUGUGUACACAACAGGACAUCUGACUCUUGGCUUGGGUGGUUGUUGGGAAGUGGACAAAAGCAACAGCCAAUUGUCCACUACAAACCUCAGAGAUCCUACAAUCGAGCUGCAGUUGGAGUAACACUUGUAAACCUUGGCGUCAGCAAUGAACUCCAUGCCAAAUUGCAGGACGUGAUGGUCAUGAGGAACUUGCUUUCCGUAGGAAAGAUUCUUGGAGAAGGUGAAUUUGGCUCAGUGAUGGAAGGUCAUUUAAGACAACCAGAUGGGACAUCGGAAAAAGUUGCUGUGAAGACAAUGAAAUUGGAUAGCUUUUCCCAGAGAGAAAUAGAGGAGUUCCUGAAUGAGGCAGCCUGCAUGAAAGAUUUCCACCAUCCUAAUGUCAUCAGGCUGCUGGGUGUGUGCCUGGAAAUGAGUGCCGGACACUUCCCCAAGCCAAUGGUCAUCUUGCCCUUUAUGAAAUAUGGAGAUCUACACACCUUCCUGCUGCGCUCACGCCUGGGAGAGAAUCCAGUAGUAAGGAGUCUGACUAACAAUCGAAUCGUGGAUAAUAUGAGUACUUCUUACCACGUUAAAUUUGCCAUCUUGCGUUUUAUGCCUCAGUUCUUACCAACACAGACACUUCUGAAGUUCAUGGUCGACAUUGCCUCUGGUAUGGAGUAUCUCAGCGGUCGGAACUUUCUGCAUCGUGACCUGGCCGCUCGCAACUGCAUGCUGCGAGAUGACAUGACGGUAUGUGUAGCCGACUUUGGCUUAUCCAAGAAGAUCUACAGUGGAGAUUAUUACCGGCAGGGCAGAAUCGCCAAAAUGCCUGUCAAAUGGAUCGCAGUAGAAAGUCUGGCAGACAGAGUAUUUACUGUCAAAAGUGACGUGUGGGCAUUUGGUGUAACCAUGUGGGAGAUCGCUACACGAGGGAUGACACCAUAUCCGGGCAUACAGAACCAUGAGAUAUAUGACUACCUCCUUGAAGGACACAGGCUCAAGCAGCCAACAGACUGUUUGGAUGACCUGUAUGAGAUCAUGUACAGCUGUUGGAGGGCCGAUCCUCUGGACCGACCCCUUUUUUCCAAACUGCGAAAAAUGCUGGAAAAAAUCACAGAAAGGUUUCCAGAGUCUUUCAGUAAAGAGGAUAUCAUCUACAUCAACACCAGCUUCCAGGAUGAGAGCCUUGAUGGAGAGGCCGCAGAACAUCCUGUGCUCAGCUCUUCACCUUACUGCAGCCACCAGGGAGCAGAAAAUACAACAGUUACUGCAGACGUUCACGGGAGCAUGGAAGAUGACAGUGACGACGGUCGUUAUGUGGUGGUUAUCUCCCCAGAUAUUUUACCAAGAUCUCCAACACUGGACACUCCUCUUUUGUCGAGUGAUUCGUCAAGUCGCUCAAACGGCAAUAUAGUUCCUGAUGGUACGCGGAUAGAUCACAACUCCAGUGAUGUUUCCCACCUGCUGUAAAGUUUGGUGUCAAGAACUUUUAAGGUAUUGAAUUGUGUUGAAAUUUCUCUUGCGUACUAAACAUUUUGCACUGAAAGCACCCAUAAUGUUAUUUAGUUUCAUAAGAAAAUGAUGGUUUGGUCAGCUUAGUUUAUGUCAAUGUUGAUGUCAACCUAAAAACAUGUUUGCACAUAAACUUGGAAUUCACUAGACUGUGAAAUGAUUUUAUGUAGUAUUUUGUUCCUGUUGAUGUAUAUAUAUUGUAAAGUAAAUAACGUACAUAAAUGCAUAUUGUAUGCUGUAAGAAUAAAUAAUUUAUAGAGUAUUUCUGGAG
Hippocampus zosterae (dwarf seahorse) is the source of this 3406-nucleotide messenger RNA. RefSeq names its product c-mer proto-oncogene tyrosine kinase a (gene mertka). Bases 178 to 3093 code for a protein of 971 amino acids. Lineage: Eukaryota; Metazoa; Chordata; Actinopteri; Syngnathiformes; Syngnathidae. Gene Ontology annotation, molecular function: ATP binding; transmembrane receptor protein tyrosine kinase activity; protein binding. The record is from RefSeq and is a predicted model, not a curated record. Gene Ontology annotation, cellular component: signaling receptor complex. The transcript is spliced from 18 exons. Gene Ontology annotation, biological process: cell surface receptor protein tyrosine kinase signaling pathway; protein phosphorylation; cell migration.